CGAGUAGCACAGACAAAUGUCAUAAUUUUUGUUUCAGAUCAAUAGCACACGCUUCCAAAUUUUUAAUUGGCAUUUCAUAACAGAAAGUAAGCAAGACAAUUUUCCGAAUAUGUUAAAAUUGGUGGCGCAGCAACUGCGUCAACAGAUGCGGCAUGUCUCCCGUGUAAGUGCCAUCAAUUACACCAAGGCCACCAGUGGAACUGACUUAUCAAGACAACAACAACAACAAUCCACACAAGCGCCAACAAUUGAGGUAAAUAAAGCGCUUGAAGGUUGGUCCGAAAAACUACGUAAGGCCGGCGUUGGAGAUAUUGAUUUUAAUCUAAAAUGUUUGGUAGCGCAUGUGCUGGGCAGGAAAUUUAAUACGGUUAAAGGUUACAAUGGGCUACUUUUUACCGAAAAUCAAUUGCAAGAUUUCGAACGUUUCUGUGAAGCGCGUUGUGCACGUAUGCCACUACAGUAUAUAAUAGGCGAAUGGGACUUUAUGGAUUUGACAUUGAAGACCUCGCCUUCCGUGUUCAUUCCACGACCGGAAACGGAGGAAUUCGUUUCUAAAGUGAUUGAAGUGUAUCGUGAUAUUAAAGAACCCAUUCACAUGUUGGAGGUGGGCUGUGGUUCCGGUGCUAUGUCAUUAGCUAUACUACAUGCUUUGCCCAAUGUACGCAGUACUGCAAUUGAACGCGGCAAAGCAGCAACGGAGUUGUCUAGAGAAAAUGCUAAGUUGCUUGGUUUAGACAAGCGUUUCACUGUAUAUCACCAUACUAUGGAAGUAGAUAAUUAUCUACCGCCUGAGUUGGGUACCGAAGUUUUCGAUUUGAUUAUUGGUAAUCCGCCUUAUGUCAAAUCGGAAGAGUUCCCAUUAUUGCAACCGGAAGUCGUUUGUUAUGAAAAUUUGAAUGCUCUCGAUGGCGGUCCAGAUGGUUUGCGUGUAGCACGCUUGGUUUUCAAUUUAGCCUGUGAACAUUUGCGUCCAGGUGGCAAGAUGUGGUUAGAGUUGGGCGAAGAUCACCCACCUUUGGUGCAAACAAUUAUGGAUACGCAAUAUGAGGGACGUUUACGUUUCGUUGCUGGAUAUAAAGAUCAGUAUAAACGCAAUCGCUUUGUCGAAAUAGAGAAAGAGAAUGUUAAUAACGUUGAAUAGACAACAUAUAGACGCGUGUGUAAUAGCACACAAGUUUUAGACGCUAAUAAUUUAGACAUUGAAAUAUGUUACAAACAAUUUCUGCAAAUUAACGCUUUAUAUAGCUGAAACCAGUGAUAGAAUUAAUUAGCAGGCAUAUAAUGCACUUGGCAUUUUAUUGAAUGCAUUUGAAAUUAAUUACGUAAAUAAAUACAUAUUUAUUAAAUUA
Zeugodacus cucurbitae (melon fly) is the source of this 1349-nucleotide messenger RNA. It is a transcript of the gene HemK1, whose product is annotated as MTRF1L release factor glutamine methyltransferase. The record is from RefSeq and is a predicted model, not a curated record. The coding region runs from base 110 to 1141 and encodes 343 amino acids. Gene Ontology annotation, molecular function: nucleic acid binding; protein methyltransferase activity. Gene Ontology annotation, biological process: protein methylation. The transcript has 3 exons. NCBI's taxonomy places the organism in Eukaryota, Metazoa, Arthropoda, Insecta, Diptera, Tephritidae. Gene Ontology annotation, cellular component: mitochondrion.